AUGCACAGUUUUCCGGUAUUUUAUGGGUGUUAUUUGUUAAAAUCAGAGACAACAAGAGGUACAUACGUAGGAUCUAGUAGUAAUCCAUAUAAUAGGUUAAGACAACAUAAUGGAGAAAUUGUAUCAGGAGCACAGAAAACGGUUAGAGGACGUCCUUGGAACAUUAUUUGCCUUAUUUAUGGAUUUCCUUCAGUAGUAUCAGCUUUGCAAUUUGAAUGGGCAUGGCAGAAUCCAUAUAAAACAGUUAAAAUUGAAAAAGAGGAGAAAAAACGGCUUCAAAUGGAGUCAAAUCAAGAAAAUGAAGAAGAAGUGAAAUAUCCUAAACAAGGAUCGUAUAUUUCAGUGAAAAGAAGGUUAUUUAUAUUAUAUAAUAUGUUGACGAUGAAUGCAUGGAGAAGAUGGCCUCUUAAAAUCCGAAUUUUUGAUGAAAAAGCAAAAAAAGUAUGGGAGACGUUAAAUAAUACGAUAGAUAGGAAAAUAAUGUCAUGUAUGACAUUAGAAUAUGAUAUAGUUAUUUAUGGAAAAAAAGAAGUAUAUUUAAACAAUUCAAAUAAUAUAAAAAAUAAUGAAUUAUUAAAUGAGGAACAAGUGGAAAACAAAGGAUACCAUGCUUUAAAGAAAAUAGAUAUUUAUGAAGAUGAAAUGUCACAAAUUGCAUUUAAAAUUUUUGAAAAAAUUAAAGAAAAGAAUAAUAAUAUUUGCAUUAUUUGCAAAAAUAUAUGUGAAUUUCCAGAAUUGGAUUCGAAUGAUGCAGCACUAAUAUAUUCUCAACUAAUUAUUUGCCCGAUAGAAGACUGUCUACAUGUAUUUCAUCUUUUAUGUUUAGCAAAAUCGAUACAAACAUCAGAGACAGAAAAUGAUGUUUUAAUUAGUCGCUAUAAUUGUCCGUCAUGUCAAAAAAGUAUUAUUUGGGGAGAUUGUAUUCGUCUUCAAUAUUGUAUACUGAGAAAGACAAAUGCUAAUUUAAAAGAAAUUAAAUUCUAA
Messenger RNA from Pneumocystis carinii B80, 984 nucleotides. RefSeq lists its product as hypothetical. The transcript is spliced from 6 exons. Gene Ontology annotation, biological process: double-strand break repair via homologous recombination. Lineage: Eukaryota; Fungi; Ascomycota; Pneumocystomycetes; Pneumocystales; Pneumocystaceae. The record is from RefSeq and is a predicted model, not a curated record. Gene Ontology annotation, molecular function: 5'-flap endonuclease activity; crossover junction DNA endonuclease activity. Gene Ontology annotation, cellular component: Slx1-Slx4 complex. The coding region runs from base 1 to 984 and encodes 327 amino acids.